AUUAUCUUCAUUUCUCUCUACCUUCCUUUUUUUUAACCCUAUUGAGCAUCUUCUCCAAUUUAAUCUUCUAUAACUACUCCAUAUAUCUCAUAAAAAAAUUAAAACAAACAAGUGUUUUUUUUUAAAAAAUUUGUUUUGUGUAUGUUACUUAUGGAUGAAAUCAAUAUUUCUCCUUCUUCAUCACCAAAUUCAAAUACUACUCUUCAACAAAGGCUUCAAUUUAUCCUCCAUAAUCGCCAUGAAUGGUGGGCUUACUCCAUUUUUUGGUUGGCUUCUAAAGAUAUCAAUGGAAAUCUUGUUUUCACUUGGGGAGAUGGCCAUUUACGUGACGGCAAUGGCAGCGGUGGUGGUGGUGGUGGCUGUCAACUCAUUAGUUUUGGGUUCGAUGACGUUUCCAUGGAUCGAGUGGAAGGUGGCAAUUUUGUCAACUUGGAAUGGUACUACACGGGAUCCAUCAACCAGACGUAUGGUGCAGUAGAUAAUGUGGUCGGCCGGGUUUUCGACUCGAGCGCGUACAUCUGGUUGACAGCGGACAAUGGCCUUUAUUUGUACGACUGUGAACGAGUAAAAGAAGCACGUUUGCGUGGGGUUCAAACGUUGGUUUUUGUUUCUACGUCCGUUGGGGUUUUGGAAUUGGGUUCUUCUGAGUUGAUUAAACAAGAUUGGAGUUUAGUUCAGUAUGCAAAAUCACUUUUUGGAUCUGCUUCGUCUUGUACAAGUUCUACACUCUUUAAACAAAAAGAUCAUCAUGUGGGUAUUGGCGGUGGAGGAAUGAUUCAACCACAAGCACCGUCGUGCUCCGGUUUCAUCAAGCGAGAGACGGGCCAUGGUGGAGGAGGGUCGUCCUCCGAUUCCCUCUCUGAUAACUCUGAUGGAAACUUCAUGUCAACCAAAAUUAACAGUAACGUAUUUAAAUUUCGUCAUCUAAAAUCAUUUCUGAGAACUUUAUCGAUUCAAAACACAGUUGGUAAGAAGAGGGGGAAGAGAUCAGCAAAGAAUAUUAAAACAGAGUUGUCCUCGCUGCCGGUAAACCACGUGGAAGCUGAACGACAGCGACGACAAAAGCUGAACCAACGAUUCUACGCGCUCCGAUCAGUGGUUCCAAAUGUAUCAAAAAUGGACAAAGCUUCGUUACUUGCUGAUGCAGCAGAGUAUAUCAAAGAGCUAAAGUCCAAGGUUCAAAAAUUGGAGUCUAAGCUAAAACAAUCACAACAUCAAACUAGUAGCAGCACGAUCUCGACGGUUGAGCAAACAAUUAGCUCGAUCACGAGUUACACAAACAACAACAACAACAACAACAAUAAUGUAGAGGUGCAACUUAUUGGGUCAGAAGCAAUGGUAAGAGUUCAAUGUAGAGAUGAAAAUUACCCAUCAGCAAGGCUUUUGAAUGUGCUAAAAGAAUUGGGACUUCAAGUUCAUCAUGCAAGUUUGUCCAGUGUAAAUGAAAUGAUGCUGCAAGAUGUUGUUGUUAGAGUUCCACAUGCGGUAGCCUGGAGAGAUCAAAGGACCUUAAGAACAGCCAUACUUCAAAGACUUGAAUAAUCUUGAUUCUGCAUGAAAUAAUGUUCCCUUUAUUUUUCGGUUUAUCGUUCUUUAAAGUCUCGGUACGUCUGCAUUUGUUAAGCUUUUUGUGUCCAUACGUAUGUUCUUGAAUCUGAUUCUGUACUAUAGGUAAUAGUAUUGUUGAAACAACAAGGAUGUCUUUGCUUAUGUAAUACCUUGUCUUUGCUUAUGUUAUGAAUAUAAUGUUGCAUAUCUACUUUCAACUUAA
Messenger RNA from Cucumis sativus (cucumber), 1771 nucleotides. Its product is annotated as transcription factor MYC3. Bases 142 to 1542 code for a protein of 466 amino acids. Gene Ontology annotation, molecular function: protein dimerization activity; DNA-binding transcription factor activity; transcription cis-regulatory region binding. The transcript has 3 exons. Lineage: Eukaryota; Viridiplantae; Streptophyta; Magnoliopsida; Cucurbitales; Cucurbitaceae. Gene Ontology annotation, biological process: regulation of DNA-templated transcription. The record is from RefSeq and is a predicted model, not a curated record. Gene Ontology annotation, cellular component: nucleus.